Molecule: messenger RNA, 1959 nt
Organism: Knipowitschia caucasica
Lineage: Eukaryota; Metazoa; Chordata; Actinopteri; Gobiiformes; Gobiidae
Source: the annotation of a GenBank genome assembly
AUGGAGAAGAAGCCUUUGCCCGCAGAUGAUGACCAGACCGAGAGUGGACCCCAUGUGCCUCAAGACACUCUGCAGGACCCAGAACCCGUGGCCCGGGCGGGGUGGAACAGCAAAAUAGAAUACUUUUUAGCCCAAGUUGGCUUCAGUGUGGGACUCGGAAACGUUUGGCGCUUUCCAUAUCUGUGCCACCAGAACGGAGGAGGAUCCUUCCUCCUGCUGUACAUUCUGCUGAUGCUGGUGGUGGGCAUUCCCCUGUUCUUCCUGGAGCUGGCGGCGGGUCAGGCCAUCCGACAGGGGAGCAUCGGAGUGUGGAAGCACAUCUCUCCAAAGCUCGCUGGGAUCGGCUACUCCAGCUGUGUGGUCUGUUUCUUUGUUGCUCUUUACUACAAUGUCAUUCUUGCGUGGAGCCUCUUCUACCUCGGCAACUCAUUCCAGCAGCCUUUACCCUGGGAACAGUGUCCAACUGAGGUCAACGCCACCGAGUGCGAGAAGAGCUCCCCCACGUCGUACUUCUGGUACCGUAAAGCUCUGGACAUCACCGACUCCAUCGAUGAGACGGGAUCGUUCAACCCCUACAUCGUGUGCAGUCUGCUGGGGGCGUGGACCAUCGUCUGCCUGGGAAUGUUCCGGGGAAUCAAAAGCUCUGUCAAGGUGAUGUACUUCUCCUCCAUCUUUCCGUACGUGGUGCUGUUCUGUUUCCUCGUGCGUGGACUCAUGUUAGACGGAGCCAUGGAGGGGAUCUCCCACAUGUUCUAUCCAAAGCUUGAGAUUUGGGGCAACGUGCAGGUGUGGAGACAGGCUGCCACUCAGGUGUUCUUUGCCCUGGGCCUGGGCUUUGGGUCCAUUAUUGCCUACUCUUCCUAUAAUCCCAAAAACAACAACUGCCACAGAGACGCUUUCACCGUCUCGUUCAUCAACUUCCUGACGUCAGUCCUCGCCACUCUAGUCGUGUUUGCGGUUCUUGGCUUUCGUGCCAAAGAGAAGGUCAAGGAAUGCAUCGCCAAUAAUGUGAGACAGUUGUCAGAAGGAUUUCACAACGGGGGAGUGGACAUAAACAUCAUGCCAACGUUUAACAUGUCAGAUCCCAGUUCUGUGGAUCCUAAAGACUACACUUCCUGGUUUGUACAGUUUGGCAAACUUUACCCCAAGAAUUUAACUGAGUGCAGCUUGGAGAAGGAGAUGCAAAAGGGUGCGGAAGGCACUGGUUUGGCUUUCAUUGCCUUCACUGAGGCCAUGACGCUGCUCCCUGCCAGUCCUUUCUGGUCCGCCCUGUUCUUCCUCAUGCUGCUCAACCUGGGACUCAGCACCAUGUUUGGUACCAUGGAGGGCAUUCUGGCUCCUCUCACUGACCGCUUUAAGACUUUGGCCAAUAACAAAACCAAACUGACCGUGUUCAUCUGCGUCAUUGGUUUUCUGAUCGGCCUCCUCUUCACUCAGCGCUGUGGAAACUACUUUGUCACUAUGUUUGACGACUACUCUGCCACUCUGCCGCUCAUCAUCGUCGUGGCCUUUGAGACAUUCAGCGUGUCGUGGCUGUACGGAGCCGAUAGGUUUCUGGACGACUGUGAGGGGAUGCUCGGCUGGAGGCCCCCUGUCAUCUACAAAUACUUGUGGAAAUACAUUUGUCUGUUUUCGAUGUUGGGUCUGCUCCUCGCCACAACGAUACGCAUGUGCCUUAAAAGACCCACAUACUUGGCCUGGAACCAUGAGACAGCCUCAGAGGAGUACCUGGACUAUCCGGACUGGGCCUUGGCCGUCCUGGCUUUGUUGAUCAUCUUUGCCAUGAUGCCCGUCCCGCUGUGCUUCAUCCACUCCGUGCUGCAGGACAGGAUGAGGCGCUCGUCCAGAGAUGAGACUGUGGCGUACAGCAUGGUCAGUACAGACGACAAGUGUGAGACUCCGCUCACAGACAUGUCAGAACUGGAGCAGAGGAACGCAGCCGCAGCCGCCUUCUCCUGA